AGCACACCCUCAUUCAAAGCCCACCUCGCAAAAUUCCAAUAUGGCUCCCCAUCACCAUCCACCAACCCCUCCUCUCCAACCUCAGCCCGCCUCUCACGCACCAUGAAACGCUCCAUCUCAUCCACCGACAUCACCACAACCUCAACCACAACCCCAACCCGCAACCCCCGCCCGAGCAAGAAGAAGCGCAAACCCUCCAGCAAAUACGCCCCCCCCUCACUCUACUCCCACCUCACCCCCCUCACCGACAUCCUCGCCCCAGACCUCAUCUGCAUCUGCGUCGGCACAAACCCGGGCGUGCAAACCGCCACCGCGGGGCACGCGUACGCGCACCCGUCAAACCACUUCUGGAAGCUGCUCCACGCUUCCGGUAUGACGCCGGACCGGCGGCUGCGGCCGGAGGAAGACAGGACGUUGCCGGCGCGGUACGGGAUCGGGAACACGAAUAUCGUGGAUAGGCCGUCGCGGGACGCGGGGGAGCUUUCGAGGGAGGAGAUGGUGGAGGGGGCGGGCGUGCUGGAUGAGAAGGUGGGGGUUUGGAGGCCAGAGGCGGUGUUGAUUGUGGGCAAGGGGAUUUGGGAGGCGGUUUGGAGGUGGAGGGUUGGGAGGGGGAUGAGGAGGGGGGAGUUUAGGUAUGGGUGGCAGGAUGUGAGGUUUAAUAUGGGGAGGGGGAAGGUGGAGGGUGGUGGUGAGGAGGAGGUUGGAGGCGAUGGGAAAGGAUGGGAUGGGGCGAGGGUGUAUGUUACGACGUCUACGAGUGGGCUGGCGGCGAAUCUGAAGCCUGCUGAGAAGGAGGCCAUUUGGAAGCCAUUUGGAGACUGGGUGCAGCAGAGACGGGCAGACCGAGGGUUCAAACCUAGA
This is a messenger RNA of Aaosphaeria arxii CBS 175.79, 861 nucleotides long. Its product is annotated as DNA glycosylase. Gene Ontology annotation, biological process: base-excision repair, AP site formation. The record is from RefSeq and is a predicted model, not a curated record. The transcript has a single exon. NCBI's taxonomy places the organism in Eukaryota, Fungi, Ascomycota, Dothideomycetes, Pleosporales. Gene Ontology annotation, molecular function: mismatch base pair DNA N-glycosylase activity. The annotation marks the transcript as partial.